This is a messenger RNA of Thalassophryne amazonica, 2475 nucleotides long. RefSeq names its product deoxyribonuclease-2-alpha-like. The record is from RefSeq and is a predicted model, not a curated record. Gene Ontology annotation, molecular function: deoxyribonuclease II activity. NCBI's taxonomy places the organism in Eukaryota, Metazoa, Chordata, Actinopteri, Batrachoidiformes, Batrachoididae. Gene Ontology annotation, biological process: apoptotic DNA fragmentation. The transcript has 7 exons.
AACCACACUGUGAACACAGUGUUCAGCAUCAACUCCCAAAAAUGGAAAUGGAAAAAUUUAAAACAAUGAUGAAAUUCCUCUUCAGUGUUGGGAUCCUUCUUCAAGGAUGUCGCUCCGAUGUCAAAUGUAGAAAUGACGAUGGAACGGAGCUGGACUGGUAUAUUUUGUACAAGUUCCCCUCAAAUGAUUUGAAAUAUCUGUACAUGGAUGAGACCACCAAUGGAUGGAAACUCAGUAACAAGAUGAUUAAGAGUGCCUCUGGUUCCCUGGGCAACACCCUGGAACCACUGCUCGACUUCUACAAAAAAAAGACUGAAGGUUUUGGUUACCUGCUUUACAGUGAUCAGCCACCACCACCAAAGCGUGAUCCUUCUUCAUCAUAUGGUCACAGCAAAGGACUCAUCAUGUUGGACAGAAACACCGGAGUCUGGCUCUCACACAGUACACCAAGAUUUCCGAAAUAUCAAAGUGAUGACUUCUGACCUUCCACUGCAAAUCGUUUUGCUCAAACAUUUAUGUGUGUAACAUUCUCCUAUGAUAAGUUCAAGGAAAUAGGAAAUCAGCUCAAAUACAUCCACGUGUAUUCCUACGACUUUCACCUCCCGAACACAUUUCACAAGGAGCUGCAAUGUGUGACACAGCCACGCUGUUAUCCGACGACCGCACCAUGGUUUCGUUUGCGUAACCUAACUUCGCUCAACAACCAGGAAUUCUUCAGCUUUGCAAAAUACACACGUUUUGGGGAUGAUCUUUACAGUGGCCUCAUUACAACUUAUUUAAAGCAAGAGCUUUAUGCCAAGAGCUGGGGAAAGAUGCGUCGACCUCUGAAAUCCAACUGCAGCGACACUAGGCCUCAUGUGUACAAUGUACAAGUAGUGAAAUUCCCCAGUGGAGUCUCUUUCUCAAAUAAUCAGGAUCACUCAAAGUGGUGUGUGACCAAAUUUGAGGGCUGGGCCUGUAUCGCUGACAUGAACAGGGAAGUGAGUCAGAUGGAAAGGGGAGGAGGUGCAAUUUGCACAACAAAUCAAUCAGUUUGGAAAGCUUUCUUGAAUAUUAUCAUGGAGUAUGAACAUUGUCCAAGUCUGGCCAAUAUAUAUUUAAACAACAAUCACAUCACAGGAUGUGCAGUGUCAAGUAGAUCAAAUUAAAUCAAAUACAUCACCCCACAGAUUUGCUGUUGCAGUUUUCAGUUUUCAUCAUUCAUGACUAAUCUAUAGUCUGUCUGACAUAAUUUACUCUGAUUUAAGGAUUCUUGGAUGCAGAGUUUUUGCAUCUGAACUAAUCCUCUCGGUGUAUUGAAUUGUCUCUUUGCAAAAUGCUUGGAGCCCUGCUAGUUAACAGCAGUGUAUGAUUAAACAUUUUAUUUUGGAAGAUCAGAAUGCAAGGAGUCUCUUUUCUUUAUUUGAUGCUUGACUGUGAAUGACACUUGGCAAUGGUGUGGACCAGAAUUGUUCUGAAAAUGAGUGAGCAACAUAAAAACACCAAAAUGGAAGAUUUGUUUGCAAAACCAAAAUCAUCACUUGUAUGGAAUUAUAACCAAAAUUAUAAUCAAAAUUGUAGAGCUUAAAAUCUAAUCUAUUAUAUUACUAAAUGUAAUCUAUUAUAUUAAGUGUCACUUUGUUGCCACAAUUUUGUUGAGUAACCCUUGGUCACAACUUUUACAGUGUAUCUUGGUUUCUGUUUCAUUGCAGACAGUAUCAACCUAAGAUAUUUCCUUUUUUUUUUUUUUGUGGUCAGUGUAAGUUCUGCAACACAUUCCAAAAAAGUUGGAAUGGGGGGGCAAGUUAUUCUUAAUAUAAUGAUGAAAUCAUUAUAUUAAGAAUCAUUUAUAUCAAUCUUUAAGAAAUACAGACAGUAGGACACUGUAUGGUACUGUUGUUUGAAAAUUAAGUUUGCAUAAACGCUGCAAAUCAACUGAAUGAUUUGAAUUUUAUUAAUGGGAUAUUGUAAUAUGGAUAUCUGAUGGGCUUUUGCUGUUGUUUCAAUAAAAUAUAUAUAAGCAAGUGUGUUUGUGGGCCAGUCAUGAUUGUGUCCUACACAGCUUUAAUGUAUUGCCAUGAAAAGAAUGAUGCUGCUCAGCUAUAUUCCAAAACCACAACAGCAGCACUUGUCAUAGUUCAUACAUCACCACUUUUUUAUACAUUUAUAGCCCACUCACACUCUCUAUGUGAACACGCCAAAAUUUCAACAACCCAAAGGAGUUGACAAAUAUAAAGGUCUUAAUAUAAUCAAUGGGGAGGCAAUAGGUUUGUGCAACACUUUCACAGGAUAAAACUUAAAGGAUUUAUGGCCAAUAAUUUAUUUCAACAAUGGAUGUGAUGCACAUUACAUCAAAACACAGACAGAUCAAGAUGUUAUACCACCUACUCAUGAAGAAAACCCGCUGUGAAGGAUCAAUGAGAUCGAGCUACAGAAUGAGAGACAGGUGCACAGACACACACAAUCAGUUUAACUUUUACUUAUUUAUUUAUUUUA